ACAGCAGUAGCCAUUAAACGCUCCAGAACGUCACAAAACCCAGCCUCUCCCGAAAAGAAAAAGAAAGAACCUUCAAAAACCCCCAGCAACGACACAAACCCUAACUUCCCCCUAAUCUCUAAUCCUCCUCCCUCCAUACCCAAAUCAAUCAAGGAAAAAGGAAACCCUAUCCCCCAAGCGAUCCGUCCCAGAAGCUAUGUCGACGAACACGCCGAAUCUAGAGUGCCGGAUGUACGAAGCUAGAUACCCGGAGGUCGACCAGGCCGUCAUGAUACAGGUCAAGAGCAUGGCCGACAGCGGUGCUUACGUGUCUUUGCUGGAGUACAACAACAUCGAGGGUAUGAUCUUGUUCUCGGAACUCUCUCGUCGUCGGAUUCGGAGCAUCAGCAGUCUAAUAAAAGUGGGUCGAAUCGAACCCGUCAUGGUUCUUAGGGUUGACAAAGAAAAAGGAUACAUCGAUCUCAGCAAAAGAAGGGUUUCUGAAGAGGACAUUCAGGCUUGCGAAGAGAGGUACAAUAAAAGCAAGCUUGUGCAUUCCAUCAUGCGCCAUGUCGCCGAGACCAUGAAGAUUGACCUUGAGGAUCUAUAUAUUCAUGUUGGCUGGCCUUUAUACAGAAAAUAUGGUCAUGCUUUUGAGGCAUUCAAAUUGAUUGUUAGCGAUCCAGAUUCAGUUCUUAAUUCCCUUACUCGUGAAGUUAAAGAAGUUGGACCUGACGGCCAAGAGGUGUCUAAGGUGGUUCCUGCCAUCUCAGAGGAAGUAAAAGAUGCGUUGGUGAAAAACAUUCGUAGAAGAAUGACACCACAACCAUUGAAGAUUCGUGCAGAUAUCGAGAUGAAAUGUUUUCAAUUUGAUGGUGUUCUUCACAUUAAGGAAGCAAUGCGUAAAGCUGAAGCUGCAGGGAACAAGGAUUGCCCUGUUAAAAUUAAACUUGUUGCUCCUCCAGCCUAUGUUCUCAACACCCAGACCCUUGACAAGGAGCAAGGGAUUGCUAUUCUCUACAAAGCAAUUGACGCUUGUACUGAAGAGAUAGAACGCCACAAGGGUAAACUUUCUGUUAAGGAGGCACCCAGAGUGGUGAGCGAGCGGGAUGAUAAAUUGCUUGCCGAACAUAUGGCUAAGCUAGGUCAUGAGAAUGAGGAGGUUAGCGGUGAUGAAGAUAGUGAAGAGGAGGAAGAUACUGGAAUGGGAGAAAUUGAUGUGGAGAACUCUGGACAUGGCAUAACAGACUAAAAAUGCUGCCCGUCUAUGCAUUGGCCUUCUCUUUCUUUUUUCUUGCCUCAUCUUUUCCAAUUGAGCGUUUGAAGGAGUGUAUAUGGCGACAACCAGGAUUCUAAAAAUUUUUGUUUAUUGGACUAAUGCUCUUCGGCAGUUUUCGCGUAACGGUGUUAGAUAGUAUAGUGCAAUGGCAUGUUGUCUCUAUUGUUUUGCUUAGUUGCUCAUUCAAGUUGUUUUGGUCCUGGCUCUGAUUUUUGUCAUUCA
Messenger RNA from Coffea arabica (coffee), 1480 nucleotides. The record is from RefSeq and is a predicted model, not a curated record. Lineage: Eukaryota; Viridiplantae; Streptophyta; Magnoliopsida; Gentianales; Rubiaceae.